CGAGAAAUCAACGCAUUGAAGUAGCCUACACAGUGCAUAAAUGCGCCCACGGUGUGGAAGUUGAACAGUCAGUAAACUGUGUCCUUGGGGGCGGAGCCAGGAGUUAGGGGAGGAGACAGGUGUUAGGGGAGGAGAGGAGAGGACGUCUGGUACAGGAAACAAAACUUAAGGUUCAUAGAUGCCGAAGCCAGUUGACGUGUAAGUAGUUCUCUCUUUCAGGAGUAAAAUAGAACGCAUUUUGGAACAAAUAGUCUGACGGACAGUCAUCACAACAAGGAAUGGCCUCUGCUAACACUUCCUGGUCUGAAGAGAACUUUUCAUGUUCCAUCUGUCUGGAUGUGUUCAACAGUCCAGUUACCACGGCAUGUGGACACAACUUCUGCAGAACCUGUAUUACAAAGUUCUGGGAUGAACAAGUCCAGUACAAAUGUCCUGUUUCCAACAAGCGUUUUGACAUACGACCUGAUCUACAGGUCAAUACCUUCUUAUCAGAGCUUGCAGCUCAGUUUGGAACAUCCGUACGAGUCAAAGAGCAGCCUUGUGUUCAACCAGCAGAAGUUCCCUGUGACGUCUGUACUGGGACCCAGCUGAAGGCUGUGAAGUCCUGCCUAGUGUGUCUUAUCUCUUACUGCCAAACCCACCUGGAGCCACAUCAGAGAGUCGCAGGCCUGAAGAAACAUCGGCUGGUCGAGCCUAUGGACCGCCUGGAAGACAGGAUGUGUAAGAAACAUGACCGACUUCUGGAGCUCUUCUGCCAGACUGAACAGGAGUGUGUGUGUCAGUUCUGCGCAGAGGCAGACCACAAUUCCCAUCCUGUUGUACCUCUAAAGGAGGAGUAUAAAGUGAAGACGGCCCGUUUGGGGAAGAUAGAGGCUGAAGUUCAGCAGAUGAUCCAGGAGAGAAAACUAAAGAUUAAGGAGAUCAAAGACACAGUUAAACGUAGCAAAGCAGAUGCAGACAGAGAGAUAGCCGAUGGUGUAAAGCAGGGGCGUUUCUAG
This is a messenger RNA of Gadus macrocephalus (Pacific cod), 998 nucleotides long. Its product is annotated as E3 ubiquitin-protein ligase TRIM47-like. Lineage: Eukaryota; Metazoa; Chordata; Actinopteri; Gadiformes; Gadidae. The coding region runs from base 279 to 998 and encodes 239 amino acids. Gene Ontology annotation, molecular function: zinc ion binding. The record is from RefSeq and is a predicted model, not a curated record. The transcript has 2 exons.